Messenger RNA from Schistocerca gregaria, 1137 nucleotides. RefSeq lists its product as uncharacterized. The record is from RefSeq and is a predicted model, not a curated record. NCBI's taxonomy places the organism in Eukaryota, Metazoa, Arthropoda, Insecta, Orthoptera, Acrididae. The transcript has 3 exons. Bases 1 to 1137 code for a protein of 378 amino acids.
AUGCACUCCGCCCACUACAAGCCGAAAAACAUCCUCAUCACCGGCGGCGCAGGAUUCGUACUACACCGUCGUCAACCUCGACAAGCUCGACUACUGCUCCAGCCUCCGCUACUUCGAACACGUCAACUCGCUCCCGACUUACCACUUUGUACACGUACGUCUCUCUCUUCCCGCGCGCCUUCGCGCCGCGUGCUCACCGGCCCCCUUUCGCCGCAGGGAAACAUCCUGUCCACCGAGCUGGUCUCCAGCAUCCUCGACCGCUACAACAUAGACACCAUCAUGCACUUCGCUGCGCAAAGCCACGUCGAUAGCUCCUUCGGCAACUCCCUCGAGUUCACCAAAAACAACGUGCUGGGCACGCACGUCCUGCUCGAGUGCUGUCGACUCAGGCGGAUAUCCCGGUUCAUCCACGCCUCCACCGACGAAGUGUACGGAGAAAGCGCCUCCAACAACCUGACCUGCGAGUGCUCGCUCCUCGCCCCCACCAACCCCUACGCCGCCUCCAAGGCCGCCGCCGAGCAGCUGGUCCACGCCUACUUCAAGAGCUUCAAGCUCCCGCUCCUCAUGACCAGGUCCAACAACAUCUACGGCCCUCACCAAUACCCCGAAAAGCUAAUCCCAAAAUUCAUCUGUCGCCUGGAACGCAACCUCCAGUGCUGCAUUCACGGCAACGGCUCCGCCCGACGCUGCUUCCUCUACAUAUCCGACGCCGUCAACGCGUUCGACCUCGUCCUGCACAAAGGCGUCGCCGGACACGUCUACAACAUCGAGUCCAAAGACGAGCUCACGGUCUCCGACGUCGCCACGCGGCUCCUGUCUCUCUACGGACUCCAAGCCCGCGCCGACCGGUACAUCCUCCACACCCCCGACCGACUCUACAACGACAUGCGCUACCAUAUAGACGGGAAAAAACUGCAAAAACUCGGAUUUGUCCAAAAAAUAUCUAUCGACGAAGGAUUGCGACUAACGAUCCAAUGGUACAAAAACACCAACUUAAACCUCGUCUGGCAAAACGUCGACUCCGCUCUACACCCCCACCCUAUCGCCAACGACUCCAAAGACCAAGGCAACCCCCGACACCGCGCCCUCCCCUCCCCCCCCGUUUCCGCACACACGACUUCGACCAUCAACACCUGA